Oppiella nova is the source of this 1330-nucleotide messenger RNA. Lineage: Eukaryota; Metazoa; Arthropoda; Arachnida; Sarcoptiformes; Oppiidae. The record is from the annotation of a GenBank genome assembly.
GUUAACAAUUAUUAUGUUUUUAAGUUCACACAAACAGUCGAGUUUGUCAUCCAAUCAGUCAAAUAAUGAAUUGAUAGACACGAUGUCGACCACUGACCCCCAUACGGACAUCUCCGUGCAGUUUGAGACGUCGCACCGGGAGAUAUUUGACACGUUUGAGCACCUGGACGAAAACUACCAAAAUGUGUCGGAAGCCGACCUCCAAGAGUCCACUUCUGUGGCGCUAUACUUAUGCAAACGAAAGAUAUUGAAGCCCUACUUCCAGAUGUUGGCCCUCUUGGGCUGGAGGCCUAUCAUAUACCCCAUCGCACCGGAAGUGACUCUUCACGCCAAGGCAUUCAACUGGAUCUACACGGCGCUGGUCAUCACGUUUAUUCUGGUCGGGUAUGUCCUGCAAUACGCCUCCUGUUUCAGACAAGACGGUUACCCACCCUAUCGGAACCAAACCAACGACCAGUUGAUCAUUAAAUCGGAUAAUAAGUGGUCGACCCCUUUACCACUUCUAUACAACACUUUUAAUUACGAUAACAAAUCCACGACUCAUUUGCUGAGCUCUACCUAUAGUUAUCCAGAAUCUGAUGGAAACGAGAGUUCCGUAAAGUGUUCAGGCAACUUUAUCAGUCUAUACUUAAUCCCCGAUUUGUUGCAUCUGUUUGCGUAUAUCUUUGUCUUUCAUUUGAUGCGAACGCCUGAGUGUGAGAUCCUUCAGAACCUUCUGGAGAGGGCUUUCCUUCAGUCGACUCGAAUCAACGGCUGGUUCAUCGCCCAGAAGAAGUUGGUGAACAACUUGCGGACAUUCCUCUGGCUAUGUGUCACAUGGGUGGGGGUGUCGGUGAUCGGCCACACCGUUCACAUCACUGUGUUCCAGGAGAUCUGCUUCACGUGGAUGGCCACCGGCAAUGAACUAGUGGUCAAAAUAAUGACGGGCCUCACCAUACUGUCGCUCACGUGGAACGACAUCAUAUGUGCCGCUAUAGUCACCAGUUAUUCACUGCACUGUCAGCUCAAUAUACAGUACAUUAAGAAUUUAGUUUCCGCUGUCAGAGAGAAAAGGAUUGAUUUUCAAGAGUUCAGCAAAAGAGCGGGUGAAUCGCAAAAGUUUGUUGAAUACCUCAACUCAGAGCAGGCGCUGGGAGUGUCGCUACUUAUCGUCAACUUUGGCUGUCGAGCGGUGGUCGCCGUCUUCGGCCUUUUGUCGCAACAAAUUGUGGUCACAAACGACUUGAAGAUAGCGGCUAUGGUUCUCAUCUCAUCCCUACUCUGGCUGUCAUUACUAAGCGUUCCUAUCGUUCAAGCCGUCCGACUCACCAAUUGCUGCCAAGACCUCAGA